Molecule: messenger RNA, 2199 nt
Organism: Plutella xylostella (diamondback moth)
Lineage: Eukaryota; Metazoa; Arthropoda; Insecta; Lepidoptera; Plutellidae
Source: RefSeq, a predicted model, not a curated record
UUUGAAGAUGUUAUGCGAUAAUGCACAAUCGACAAGAGCGGGGAUACCAACUUUAAAAAGAAAUAGGCGCCUCCACAGAGGUGAGAGUGACUGUACCGCCGCGACCGCCGCACGCACGCAUUCGCGCGCGAGAAAGUUCGAUUCGAGAUUCGAAAUUUAAAUUUGGCGGCAACGUCAAAAAUUUAAAAAAUAUCCCUUGAAGGACAAUGAACUGUUUUUAGCGUUCCAUUUUUGAAUAAGGGAUUGGAUUAUAUAACUGGCUGGUUGAGGUGUAAAUUGUCGUGGGUUGCACUUGUGUCAAGUGAAGUGACAAGGUGUGCAGUGUGUGAGUGACUUUCGCCGUUGUACAGGAUGACUAGCAAACACAGCUUGAAGCUCUGGUUAUGCGUGGCGUGCCUGGCCACCUCGCUGGCGGCGCCGGCGCUGCAGCAGUACCAGUACCAGCCCCUGGAGAUGGACAUCAUCGACCUGGCCGCUAUCAGCCGCAUGUCCCCGCAGCAGCUCGAGAGCCUGGCUGAAGGUCUGGCGGCACAGGAGAUGAUGAGGACAAAGAGGUCGUCAGCAGCCGCCCUCACCUCCGUGGUGUCGAAGGCGUCUGGAGCCUCGUCGUCAGGGAUCGGCUCGAAGGUCGGUCUGCUCGGGCAGGCCUCCGCCGGAGCCGUGUCCUUCAUAGCCUCGGCCUCCAGCAAGUCUGGACACAAUGAUGAGCAUGGAUAUAAUUAUGAACCUCACGACAGCAAAGUCGACUACUGGGGCUUGAAGAAGUCGAUCCUGUACACGCUGUUCCAAGCCGUGAAGGCCAUCACUGGAGGAGUCACCAUCCUCAAGGGACAGCUGAUCAAGGGCGGCGGCGCGCUGGCUUCCACUCUUGGCAAGGUGAUCUCAGUGAAGGGAGACGCCGUCAGCAAUCUGGGCAAGAAGAUCGUCAGCUCAGCUGCCUUGAGCCAUAAACCCCAUUCCACAGCCGUGUACGGGCCUCCGCCUCCAGCCCACAUAGAGUACGCUCCGAGCGGCUACGGGGCCCCCACGGCACCCGCGCACUACUCGCACAUAGCACCCUCAGCCCCCACCGGGUAUGCGGCCCACAAGUACCCUGCACCUCUUGACGGGCGAAGCAAACUGAACGGAGUGCAUGCGGGGCUGGUGAUACUGACGCCGCUGGCGGAGACCAACGAGGUGCAGCACGUGGCGGCCACCGCGCACCACACGCCGCUGGAACCACCCUCCUCCCUCCUCCACUCCGCCUUCAGCGCCAUCAAGAACGUGUUCUCCUCCGCCGCCCCCUCCUACCCCCCCGCUGAGCUCCACGAGCAGCCCCCUCCACCUCAGCCCGCACCCCCCUUCAGGCCCAUGACGUGGGGCGCCGUCAACUCCUACGGGGAGCCGGCCACGGUCGAUAGCUUCACCGACUACGAUCCCAGAAACCAGCACCAGUCUUUCGACUAUGCGUCUUCUAAGAAGUCGUCUGUCCCUAAAAUUCCUAGUGUGCAGCAGCAUGGUCUUACGCCGGAGAAGUUGCAUAAGAUCUCUGCUAACUUGGAUAAGCUGGCUCACAUGCAGCUGCAGAGGUCAUCCGAGGAGCUCCCUCGGUUCGACGCGGUGAGCGCGUACCGGCAGCUGCUACAGGGUGCUCGGAUGCCGUUCCUACCGACACCCGUUGUUUCUGAUGCGGAGUUGGGCGUGCUCCCGGCCGAGCUCCUCUCCCCCGAACCACCCUCUCCCUCCCCUAUGACCACGACCACGACCACGACCACGACCACGCCCGCGCCUCCGACCACCACGACGCAACCCUCGGAAGAGAAAACGCGCCGAAGAAAAGACGUGAAAUACAUCCUGAGAGGAAACAAGAUAGUUGUAGUUUGAAACUUUGGACUGUCGACUGUGACUUUUGACUGAUUAGAGGUACCUGUUCAAAGUGCGGUGUUGGGCGCCGAAGAACUUCAACACUAUUACAAUUACCAAUACUAGAACAAACAUAAUACAUAGUUACUUUUUAGGUUAUACAUCCAGUAUAAGCUGAGCUACUAGAGGCAAUAGAUAAUAAUUCAUGUCAUUGCGAUCAUGAGUAAAAAGUGCAAUUAAUGUUAUUUUAAUAGAAAAGACAAGUGGCUGACUUUUCAAUAUACAGUCAGAUAAAACUUUCCAGCUGAAUAAUGUAAAUGCUAUCGCGUCUGAAAUACUUAGUUAGACAGUGACAGC